CCUUCAGCACUCCGGUGGGCAUCAUUGCUGGUUCCAUCGUGGCUGUCAUCCUGUGCAUGGCUAUCGCUACCAUUAUGAUCAUCAUUCUCCUUCGCAGAAACCGUCCUGAUUGCAGUGAGAAGAAAAGCUGUGAUGCUUAUACCCAUGUCAUCCAGUACCCACCGCUGGAGCAUCACAUCAAUGGAGGCUAUGGGGGACUGACAAUGCCACUGUUCCCAUCACCUGGAUCUGUACACAGUUCUGUGCGUACAUAUGUUGACCCCCAUACAUAUGAAGAUCCUAACCAGGCAGUUCGAGAGUUCACGAGGGAGAUAGACGCCUGUCAUAUUAUCAUUGAGUCAGUCAUUGGUGGAGGCGAGUUUGGAGAUGUGUGUAAAGGUAAGCUAAGGAUGCCUGGACGUCUGGAGAUGACUGUAGCCAUUAAAACCCUCAAACCAGGUGCCACAGAGAAGAACAGGCUAGACUUCCUCACAGAAGCCAGCAUCAUGGGCCAAUUUGAUGACCCCAAUGUGAUCUUUCUAGAAGGAGUUGUUACAAAGAGCAACCCAAUCAUGAUAGUCACAGAAUACAUGGCCAACGGCUCCAUGGACACAUUUUUGAGGAAAAAUGAUGGCAGGUUUACCAUCAUGCAGCUGGUUGGAAUGAUGAGAGGCAUCGCAUCAGGCAUGAGGUACCUCUCUGAGAUGGGAUUUGUGCAUAGGGAUUUAGCAGCAAGAAAUAUUUUGGUGAACGAAACUCUGGUAUGCAAAGUUGCUGACUUUGGACUCUCCCGAGAGAUUGAGUCAGACACCACGGACGGGGCAUACACCACCUCUGGGGGCAAGAUUCCAGUCAGGUGGACAGCUCCUGAGGCUAUUGCCUUCCGCAAGUUUACGUCUUCCUCAGACGUGUGGAGCUACGGGGUCGUCAUGUGGGAAAUUGUUUCCUACGGGGAGAGGCCGUACUACAACUGGUCUAACCAAGAUGUGAUCAAAGCCGUGGAGAAGGGCUACCGGCUACCCCCACCUAUGGAUUGUCCCGAAGCCAUCCACCAGAUGAUGCUCGACUGCUGGCAGAAAGAGCGGUCCCACAGACCCAAGCUGGGACAGAUUGUCCAAACUCUGGAUAAACUCAUACGUGCACCGGAGCUUUUACAGAAACAAGCAAAACCUCGACCUCACAACUUCAUUGACCCCAGCGCCCCAGACAUGACCUCCCUGUCCACUGUGGAGGACUGGCUGAUGUCCAUCAAAAUGGAGAGAUACCUUAGCCUGUUUCUGUCUGCUGGACUCAGCAACAUGGACCAGGUACGUCAUGUGACUGUCCGCGACCUCUUGAACAUGGGCAUAAGCUUGGUGGGCCACCAGAAGAAGAUCAUGAACAGCAUACAGACAUUCCGAGCUCAAACCGGGGACAGCAUACAACAGCACAUGUCCCAGGCUGCGCUGGUAUAG
Messenger RNA from Candidula unifasciata, 1433 nucleotides. NCBI's taxonomy places the organism in Eukaryota, Metazoa, Mollusca, Gastropoda, Stylommatophora, Geomitridae. The record is from the annotation of a GenBank genome assembly.